AUGCAUCUCCUCCAGCUACCAAACGAGCUCCUACAACUGAUCGCAGGCAACCUGUCCACGGACGCAGACCUGAACGCUUUAAUCCAAACACAUAGUCGUUUUUACCACCUGCUCCAAACUUAUUUGUUUGAGCACAAUGCCCGUUAUGGCGAAAGCUCUGCCCUUGUCUGGGCCGCAGCACUUGGCCAUAUAGCGAUAGCAAAAAAAUUACUUCAAGCUAAAGCAGAUGUCAACACCCUUGGCCCUCUCCACCGUUCUCUCUACAAACUCAACUUGCGUACUUGCCGGCGCAUCACCGUGCCCUGUGAUUUUGUGUGGGAAUCGUGCUUCCCUGGGGAUCGGCGCAGGUCAACGCCGAUCAUGCUUGCGGCAAUGUGUGGACAUAAGGAGAUUGUUGAGCUUUUGGUCCACCACGGCGCCGACAUCAAUCGCGAAGUCAGCGGUUGUACCCCUAUACUCGGAGCGAUAGGACAUGCGCAUGCUGAUAUUGUAGAGUACUUACUGAUCACUGGUGCUGAUCUAGAUGUCAUCUUGAGAGGUGAUUUCUCGUGGCAUACGCCACUCGAGCAUGCAGCAAAUGAAGGACAUGUGGAGGUGGUGAAGGUCCUGCUUCGGCAUGGCGUUGAUCCUAACAAGUCCUCACCACUCGCGCUUGCGGCAGAAAUGGGCAGAGUGGAGGCGGUGCGUGCGCUACUCGAAGGGGGAGCAAACGUCGAGGGAAGGAAUACUCACAAUGAUAUGGAUGCACUCUUUAAUGCAGUGUAUAGAGAUGAAGCAUUGAUCGUCGGCCUAUUGAUCAAGUAUGGGGCCAGUCUUGAACGCAGAGAUGAUGAUGACCUGACUCCCCUCGCAUUUGCCGCUCAAGUUAGAAGUGUUAAAGUUGCUGAGGUGCUUCUUGAUCAUGGUGCCAAUGUCAAUGCCUUGGUACAUGGCUCCACAGCGUUAUCUUUCGCGAUCGAUGAAGGAAAUGUGCCGGUGGUAAAACUACUGCUUGAGAACGGUGCUGAUUUAACCUUGACGAACGAGCCAUUUCUUUUAGGUGUACUUAAGAGAUGUCGCAAUCAGGAAGUGGACACCGCAAUAGUCGAGCUGCUACUAAGUCACAAGGCCGAUCCUAAUUGCUGUGACCAGAAAGGAAGGACACCAUUGAUCCUUGCGACAGUUAAACAUAAUCUCGACAUUAUGAGUCAAAAGUUUUCUGCUUUGGAUGACGUUGGAAUAAUGGAUGAUGAAAGCGACUGGGAUGAUCUAUCCUUAGACGUGAAUAUGGUAGACAGUAGCGUGUUGCUAGAGACUUCCUCUUGCGUUCCAAUGUCUACCGAAGAGGACGAAGAAGUCAGCGAUAUUAGCAACGACGACAUGGAAAAGGUGGAUAAGAGCUUUAUCGAAAAGCUUGAGGUCAGGGCUCUGAUGGCUCUUCCAAUCCACGACUUCAUUAAAAUGAAGCCCAUCCAGUCCAUAAUAGACAGCCUUACACAGCCACAGCUAGUAGAUAUGGCUAGGAAGCUCUUAGAGCUUGAUAAAUUCCAGGUCCAGCAGCACAGAAUCACAACAUACAGGAUAACAUACGGUCACCCUUCAUCAGAAGUGAAGGAUGCUAUUCAAAGGCACCUUGUGAAAGAGCCACCAUGUCCUGUUGACGAGGUGGUUACCAGCAUUCCUACAUUAGAUUGCAUUGACAAUAAUCUCCGCAAGAAGAACAAAGCGCAACUGAAACAGUUGUUGGAUGAGGCGCUCAAUGAUUCUCACACAGCGAAAUUAUAUACUCUUCUCGAGGAACGAAUCCGAGCGUUGCCAGAAGAGACAAGACGUCAAAUCCUUGCGGAAGCGCACUGGAUAUUGGAUUAUCUAGAAUGGCGGGACCUCUGGAAGCCAUGA
Molecule: messenger RNA, 1878 nt
Organism: Aspergillus nomiae NRRL 13137
Lineage: Eukaryota; Fungi; Ascomycota; Eurotiomycetes; Eurotiales; Aspergillaceae
Exons: 3
Coding region: 1-1878 (625 amino acids)
Cellular component (GO): nucleus; cytoplasm
Molecular function (GO): protein binding
Source: RefSeq, a predicted model, not a curated record